GUGUUUUUAGGCCACCUUCUCUUUGGCAUCAAGCUCAACUGCGGUUUCUUUUUGAAGCCAACAUGAACGUUCACGACUCGCAGGACGAUCGGCAGAGUGGCCGAUCGGGUUUAUCUGCCAAUGCUGGCCGAUACGUCCCGCCUCACUUGAAACGAACCGCUGCUGCGCCUCAAGCGCCUUUAAACGACUGGGAUCGAAAUCCUGCCCCCGAACUCCGUAGAAAUAAUCGGUGGAAAGAGAUGCAUUCGGAUUUUGCUGAAACUCGAGGAGGAUGGAGUGGUCGCUCCGGCAAUGGUUGGGGCGGUCGAUCUCAGUUCGAUGAACGUGGGUCUUACGGUGGAUAUGCCAAACGGGGUGGCGGCUAUGCUGGAACAACUGGAGGCUACAGCCGAAGAGAAGAAGGGCAAGGCUACUGGAAAGAUGGAACGCAUCAUAUUGGACCUCGUAAUCCACGUAUCGAACGCGAAUUGUUCGGCAGUCCAGAAGAUAAGGAAGUAACACACACUGGGAUCAAUUUUGAUAAAUACGAAAAUAUUCCUGUGGAAGUGUCGGGUCACGACGUACCCGAAGCAAUGGAAAAGUUUACCGAUACGUUGAUUGACCCUCACUUGCUGAGCAACAUUGAACUGGCACGGUAUACGACGCCCACCCCUGUUCAAAAGUACUCGAUUCCCAUUGUAAUGCAAGGAAGGGAUCUCAUGGCUUGUGCACAAACAGGUUCGGGCAAAACAGCCGGAUUUUUGUUCCCGGUACUAUCGUCCAUGUUCAAAGAAGGUCCCUCCAAACCUCCCCCUGAUAACAGAACCAUGGGUGGCUAUCGACCGCGCAAAGCGUAUCCGCAAGCAUUGAUUUUAGCGCCUACACGAGAGCUGACCUCGCAAAUUUACGAAGAGGCCCGCAAAUUUGCCUACCGAUCGUUUGUGCGUCCGUGCGUCGUUUACGGCGGCGCCGAUAUUGGGUAUCAACUCCGCCAAAUUGAUCGUGGAUGUGAUCUGCUCGUCGCCACCCCAGGACGAUUGGUGGAUUUGCUUGAAAGAGCGCGCAUUUCUCUUUGCAAUAUCCGUUAUCUCAUUCUUGACGAAGCCGAUCGAAUGUUGGACAUGGGCUUUGAACCUCAGAUUCGACGUAUUGUCGAAGGCGAAGAUAUGCCCGGUGUACAGGAUCGACAAACCCUCAUGUUUUCCGCUACGUUUCCACGAGAUAUACAGAUGCUGGCGAGAGAUUUCCUCAAAGAAUACAUCUUCUUAUCCGUAGGUCGCGUAGGCGCCACGUCGGAGAAUAUUACGCAAAAGAUUGAGUACGUCGAAGAUGAGGAUAAGCGAUCCGUCAUUUUGGACAUACUCCAAGCGGAAGCCGACCCGGGUUUGACGCUCAUCUUUGUGGAAACGAAACGGAUGGCCGAUUACCUGUCCGACUUUCUUCUCGGUAACGGAUAUCCCGCGACAUCCAUUCAUGGCGAUCGUACGCAGCGUGAGCGUGAGGCGGCAUUGGAUGCCUUUCGGUCCGGCAAAGCACCUAUUAUGGUGGCAACCGCAGUUGCUGCACGUGGUUUAGAUAUUCCUAAUGUGACCCACGUUGUUUCUUAUGAUCUACCCACUGAUAUCGAUGAUUACGUUCAUCGUAUUGGUCGAACAGGUCGUGCAGGUAACACAGGAGUGGCGACAGCUUUCUUUAACCGCAACAACCGCAACAUCGCUCGUGACUUGAUUGAUCUAUUGAAAGAAGCCAAGCAAGCCGUUCCCUCGUGGUUGGAAAGUAUAGCGCGUGAGAUGAGCUACGCUAGCCGAGGUCGUGGCCGAGGUCGUGCAGGUCGCGGUCGUGCAGGUCCAUCGCGAGACUAUCGUCGUUACAACAACGAUUUCGGAGGACGCGGCAGUGGCGGAGGAGGAGGAGGGAAUGGUUAUGGCUACGGUUAUGGCUAUGGCGGAAACACCAAUGGCGGGUAUCAAAACGAUCGCGGUAACGGAGCUUAUGGGCAUGCUUUGCCUCCGCAUGCGCAAAGUAAAACUAGCUGGUUUUAAUCUAUUGAAUCCAUCAAUGGAAAAAACCCACACGCAAAGAAAAAAAAGUGCUCUUUGUCCCAUGUAUCCAUAUAUAAUCCACUUAUUUCUUUCUUUUCUUUCACUGCUUUAUAAACUUUAUAGUAGAUACUAAAAAAUUAUGUUUUCAAUCACCCAAUUUUACCAGCCUAGCUGAGUUUUCAGACAAGCUGUGUCCGGGAAAAUCACGCCAAUUUAUUGCGCGGAUCCAACAACAUUUUUAGUUUUUCCACUUCCUCAAUGCACAUUAAGACGCAGCGGCCGAAAAAGAGCAGUGGUGGUUCAACAAGUCGACAGCGUGGAAGAUGUACCAGAGGUCAUCUGAAAGGUUCUAUAAUCACCAUCAGCCGUAACCGCUAAUGACGUUGUGGUGUGAUCCGAAAGGUUUUUAACUCAGGACAUGAUUGCAUAAGUACAGA
Radiomyces spectabilis is the source of this 2458-nucleotide messenger RNA. RefSeq names its product P-loop containing nucleoside triphosphate hydrolase protein. The record is from RefSeq and is a predicted model, not a curated record. Lineage: Eukaryota; Fungi; Mucoromycota; Mucoromycetes; Mucorales; Radiomycetaceae. Gene Ontology annotation, molecular function: RNA helicase activity; RNA binding; ATP binding. The transcript is spliced from 7 exons. Gene Ontology annotation, cellular component: nucleus. The coding region runs from base 63 to 2021 and encodes 652 amino acids.